This is a messenger RNA of Thamnophis sirtalis, 1874 nucleotides long. RefSeq names its product NADH:ubiquinone oxidoreductase subunit V3 (gene NDUFV3). Gene Ontology annotation, cellular component: respiratory chain complex I; mitochondrion. The record is from RefSeq and is a predicted model, not a curated record. Gene Ontology annotation, biological process: mitochondrial ATP synthesis coupled electron transport. Lineage: Eukaryota; Metazoa; Chordata; Lepidosauria; Squamata; Natricidae.
GGACACCGGACAGGUUUUGGGAGACGCCAAGAUGGCGGCCUCCUUGGUGACUCGCUACGGUCGUGUGGCGGCGUUUAAGGCUAUAUCACAGCAAGCAUGGGGUGUACGAAGUAUGCCUUCUCUUUAUCUCUGCACAAAACCAGGUAAUUCUAAAAAAGGCACCCCAAAAGAUAAGGGGAAGGUCAUAACUAACUGUAAACCUGAUGCAGCUGUAAAAUUAACAGAUGAAGAUCUGAGAAAAUUCUUGGCAAUGAAAACUUUGGUAAUGUUUCCUCAGAAGGCAGAGUUUCCUUUUGAGAGAACACCAGUUUUCUCUUCCACAGAAGGCUUAGGGAAGAGGUUAACAGACGAAGAGCUACUUUCUUCAUCAAGUUCUGAAUCAGACUCUAGUUCUGAUUCUGAAGAUGAUGACUUCAAAGAGAAGCCACACAGACAUAAAGAACUCUGCUGGACAACUGAUAACAAGCAGUUAGAAUCAGAUAUGAUAAAAACUGCUUCACAACAAAGGUCUAAAGAAAUACAUUUAAAGAGUAAGAACUUAGGAAUAGUGAAUGCAGAGAAUCAAAAGCCAAUAGAAGUUUCGUCUGGAAGCCAGGAAGUAUCUCUCUCUGAAACUGAUCCACGGAGAACUCAGCUGGUACCUCCACAAAAUAUAUCACAAAAUCUGGAACAGGAUGAAAAAAUUACAAAGAAAAUGCAAAAAACUGAGAUGCAAGAGAGAAUUUUUGAAGAACCACGGCCUGAAGUUUCAAGGGAAAGAAUGCCAGUGAUAAAAACCACCCUGAAGGAGGAGACCAUCCCAGAAGAAGCUCAAAUUGAAAAACAAAGCACUCCACAGGUGGCCAGACCAUCACCUGAAACUGCUCAAGAAACACAUGACAUUUCUACCUACAAGAACCUACAGCAUCAUGAAUAUCAACCAUUCACUUUUGUGGAUUUUGAUGUUUUGUUGUCAAAAUUCAGGCUGCCUCAGCCAUCUUCUGGGAGGCUUUCUCCAAGACACUGAAUUAAUUGUGGGAAAUAAAUAAAUUCUCACAAAAUAUUAUGUUUGUGGGUGUUAUAAAUUAAUAUUAGCAUUAAUUCCUCAGUUAUUGCUGAUUGUAUGACAGAUUAGUUCUAAUUAAAUGAUAACUUGAUAAUUCCCUUAGUUCAUGCUACUGUGCAGUAUCAUAGCACAUAUUAUAAAUAUAUAAUCCUGGUUCAUAAAAUUCAUGCAUAGUACAAAUUAAUUGGUAUUGAAUACUGAUGACGUAUUUUUAAUUAAAUUAUGGUGAGUGUAUUUGUUUUGCUAAAGAUGCAGUUUUAGAAGCCUAGUACCACUUGCUGAAUGAUGUUAUUUUAUCUUAAAGUAAUAUAUAAUGAAUAAUGUUAUUGUAAAAGAUAUAAAAGUAAUUGGCUUGAUGUUUGUAAAAGCCUGAUUCUGAGUAUGGAUGAAUGAGGAUGGGUUGCCUGCGCUAAAGUAAAGGGAAUUGGCAUGUAAACACUGUUCCCUUCAUUUCUAUAUGAGAUUUAACUUGAUAUAGAAAAUUGUUUUGGAGAUGAAUAUCAAAUUAAAGGCUUGAAUAGGGGAUUGUUCUUUCCAAAAUUUGCAACAAAAGCUUGAAAAAUUUGCAAAAGCUUGCAAACAGCUGAAGAGGCAUUUCUAGGUUUUCACUUUGCCAGAUCAGGUAGAAAUGAAUAAAACAAGAAGAAAUCAGUUUCUGCAAUUAUUUGAUAUAUUAAAAAAAGAAUAUAUCUACAUUUGUCUCUUGGCAGUGCUGAUAUACCUCCUUAAUACAACAUCAUGCUCUAAUUUUUCAACCCCUCACUUCUAGUAAACAUAAUUCUGGGCUCUUGAGAUUAAUUUUCAAGCAUGCUUCAUUACCAGUUUUUUU